Messenger RNA from Pomacea canaliculata, 3724 nucleotides. RefSeq names its product atrial natriuretic peptide receptor 1-like. Bases 928 to 2772 code for a protein of 614 amino acids. Gene Ontology annotation, molecular function: peptide receptor activity; protein kinase activity; ATP binding. The transcript has 21 exons. NCBI's taxonomy places the organism in Eukaryota, Metazoa, Mollusca, Gastropoda, Architaenioglossa, Ampullariidae. Gene Ontology annotation, biological process: cGMP biosynthetic process; intracellular signal transduction; receptor guanylyl cyclase signaling pathway. The record is from RefSeq and is a predicted model, not a curated record.
CAAGACUGAGUACUCCACCCUGACCAGGUUUUCCUAUUGCCAGUGUCGUCUGCGAAGUGUCUUCGGCAGUGUUUUGAAAGAGUUUGGCUGGAAGGACCUGGUCAUCAUCUAUGAUGUGGAUGAUGUGCAUUCCAACGAACUGGGGAUGACACUCAACGAGGGCUUGACGCAAGAGGGAUACAUGCCGAUCGUCAUCAAGUACUGCGAGUGCAGCAGCCAGAAAAUUCAGAGCAUCCUUCAAGACGCGAGUAAACAUGCCCGAGUUGUAAUCCUGAUCCUACCCGGGGACACACUGCGCAUGUUCAUGCUGGCUGCUCACGGCCUUGGCUACCCGCAAUCCGGAGACUACGUCUUCCUGGACGUGCAGCUGUUCACCUUCCCGGGACCCUACUGGGGCGACCACGACUGGCGACGGGACGACGACAGCGACGCCGCAGCCCGGGAAGCCUACGAUGCCAUCCUAAGGCUGUCGUUGUCGCUCACUGAGGGCGAUGACUGGCAGACCUUUUGCCGAGAGAGUGCAGAACAUAUCGCAAGAUCAGUUCAACUUUACCUUUGGUUCUGAACAGGUGAAUUUUUUAUUGGAGCGUUUCAUGAUGCCAUACUGCAUUAUGGAGAUGCUCUGAACAAGACUCUGUCACAAGGUGGCGAUAUUUUGGAUGGCUACACCAUCUCACGGUACAUGUGGAACAAGACAUUCAUAGGAGUUACAGGCGAAGUCAUCAUUGACAGAAAUGGAGACAGGGUCACCAACUUUGCCAUUCUAGACAUGAAUAUGGACACCGGACAUUUUGAGGUCGUUGGCAACUUCUUGGGGGAUGAUUUAAACUACACCCACAUCACUGGCAAGCACAUUCACUGGCCAGGUCCAAAGGGUACCCCGCCGGCUAACCGACCUGUCUGUGGAUUCAAAGGAGAGGACUUGGAAUGCCAGAAAAUGGACUGCUUCCUAGCUAUAUGGUGGCCAUCUUGUCGGUGCUGGCAGUGUCCAUCGGGCUCCUCGUGGCUUCAUUCUUUGUCUACAGGCGGCUUGUGACAGAGAAAGAACUGCGAAGCAUGGCCUGGAGAAUCGACCUGCAACAUAUUCGUUUCCGCCCGCUCCGGGCAGACAGCUCCAAAGUUUGCAGCUGGUCAGAGCUCACCUCCACAGGGACAAGUGCCGACACUGACAAGCAAUGCUUCACGAAUGUCGCCGUGUAUCAGGGAACUCGUGUUGCGGUCAAACAAAUUGAUGUGGAGAGGCUGGACAUUUCAAGGCGACUGCUCCUUGAAAUAAAGACGAUGCGAGACCUGCAGCACGAGAACUUGGCGAGAUUUGUAGGACUUUGCUUACAACCUAAAAAGGUGUACAUCCUGACAGAAUACUGUCCCAAAGGAAGUCUGCAGGAUGUGCUCCUCAACGAAAACAUCAAGCUCGACUGGACUUUCCGGCUGUCCUUGCUGACGGACGUUAUUAAGGGUAUGCGGUAUAUUCACAACUCAGGUCUGCAGUACCACGGCCACCUCACAUCAUCUAACUGUGUUGUGGACGGUCGCUUCAACCUGAAGGUGACAGACUUCGGUCUGCCAGACUUGCAGCGGCACCGCCACGUGUCCCAGCUCAACAACAACCACGAGUUUCUGGAAAAACUAUUAUGGGUAGCACCGGAACACCUCGGAAAGGUUGGCAAGGCAUAUCUUAUGAUCGGUGUCAGCCAGAAAGGAGACGUCUACAGCUUUGGUAUAAUUCUGGAGGAGAUCAUCCUCAGGUCACUUCCAUUUGAUACAUGCCGAGGCAUCAUCGAAACAAAAGACAUUCUGAAUAAAGUAAUGGCUCGGGAGUCGCCUCCCUUUAGACCCAAAGUGCCAGCCCAGGAGGCACCGGCGGGUCUGUUGCUGCUGAUGUUGCAGUGUUGGGAGGAGUCGCCGCUACUCCGCCCCACCUUUGAAGUCAUAUUCAAGAAAGUGAAAGCACUUCACAACAACAGGGAUGUCAACCUCGUGGACACACUCAUCAAACGGCUGGAAGAGUACGCUAGCAACCUCGAAGAUGUCGUGGAAGAAAGAACUCUCGAGCUGAUUGAAGAAAAGAAAAAAUCGGAGAUGUUGUUGUAUCAGAUACUGCCAAGGUGUGUGGCUGAGCAGCUGCGACAGGGCAAAGCCGUGGUACCUGAGCUGCACGACUGCGUCACCAUCUACUUCAGCGACAUCGUGGGCUUCACCACCAUGUCCGCUGACAGCACCCCCAUGCAGGUUGUUGAGUUUCUCAAUGAUCUCUACUCAUUGUUUGAUUCUGUCAUCGAGAAUUACGAUGUGUACAAGGUGGAGACCAUCGGCGAUGCUUACAUGGUGGUGUCCGGCCUGCCGCAACAAAACCGCGACUCGCACGCCGCCGAGAUCUGCCGCAUGGCGCUGCAGCUCCUGGUCCGCACGCAGACCUUCCACAUCCGGCACCGACCUCAAGACCAUCUGCUGCUGCGCAUCGGUGUCCACUCUGGACCAUGCUGUGCUGGGGUAGUAGGGCUGAAGAUGCCCCGAUACUGUCUGUUCGGAGACACUGUCAACACUGCCUCGCGAAUGGAGUCUACAGGUGAAGCUCUGAAGAUCCACGUGAGUUCUUCAACUAAAGAGAUUCUCGACAAAUAUGGAACGUUUGUGACUGAGCUGAGAGGACAGGUGAAAAUGAAGGGCAAGGGGAUGCAAACCACUUAUUGGCUGCUGAGAGAGAACCCCGAGUUGUCCUCACAGACAGCACCAGAGACUAGAGCUUGCGUUACUUUUACCACACCAUAAAGUGCACAAUUGAAGAAAGAAGAAGAGGAUUAUUUUUACCACAGAUGAGGGUAAGGGGGAGAGAGAGGAUUGGGAAAAGGGGAAAAGCCAGGCACUUUGCUCAUCUGCUUACCAAACUAUACAAACUAUGCACGCCUCCUAGAAAAAGUUCGUUUAGGUGUAGUCCGUGUGCUAAAAUUUAACUUUCGUUUGUUCUACAUAUCUAUCUAUAUCGGUUUUCAUUAUAAAAAUUUCAUUCUAUUUUUUUUUAUCUUGUUGGCUUAAGUACGGGGGUUGAUGCUUACAUAAUCGAUGAAGCCAUGAACCGUGUUAAUGAAAGUGCAGCUACGUUGUUUGUCGUAUCAUGGGACUGUUUGUCAACCACAGAUGACAUGUUUGCUUGCUUAGUUUUUACAGUUUUUUAAUCGCCGAACCACCUAAUAGCUUGUUCCUUACAUUUUAGACUAAGGAUGUACGUGUGUCAUCGGUAUACAGUAACUGUUGAUGUGGUGUGUCCUAUGUUGAUGAGACAUCCGACAUGUCUACUUGUCUUCGUCGCCGGUCAACAUGCUUUUAUGCUUACAUUGGCCAUCGUGAGCUGAGUGCACUAUAGUUCUGUGGCUUCCCUGAUUCACAACUUCAUUAAAAAAAAACUGUGGACUCCGCCUCGCCAUCACUGCUCAAACCGACUGCUGUCAUCUUGUGGCAUGCUCGUGCACAGCAUUAUCUUUUUCUGCCUUGCAUUUAUGACUUGCUUGGUACUUAAUCGUUUAUUACAGUUUUACAAUGUCUGUUUGCAAUUACUUGUUAAUAUAUAUGUUCUGUGUUUAAACGAUUCUUAGGAGCUUUUUCAAAAUUAUUUGCUUUUAUUGGUGCAUUGGCUCUACAGUACAAAAAUAUACUAAUCUUUAUUAUUAUUAUUAUUAUUAUUAUUAUUAUUAUUAUUAUUAUUAUUAUUACUACAACAUUUAGA